Molecule: messenger RNA, 3263 nt
Organism: Trametes versicolor FP-101664 SS1
Lineage: Eukaryota; Fungi; Basidiomycota; Agaricomycetes; Polyporales; Polyporaceae
Exons: 4
Coding region: 1-2817 (938 amino acids)
Molecular function (GO): protein binding
Source: RefSeq, a predicted model, not a curated record
AUGUCAGAACCUCCAGACCAGACGCCCCAGUGCAAGGAAUAUCUGAGGAAAAACAGACAUAGAGGCAAGUUCACAAGUGGCACUGAACAAAUCGCGAUCCCGCCGCCGCUAGCCAACCCGAAUGCGGCAAUUACCGAAGGGCCACAGUGGGUGGCAGAACCGCGGUAUGAGGGCACGUACCCGGCAGACGCGAGUGACUCAAAUGCUACCCCACCACAGCCCAUACCUAACGACGCGGAUACCAGUGAAGAGCCACCCAUCCUCGCCAGGGAGAACAACCUAUCCGUGGAUGCGGCGAAGGAGGAGACAGAGCCGGCGUAUACGGUAGCACUGCCGUCGUGGACAUCACCCGAGGAGGUCGAAGCGUUCAACGAGAAGUUCAAGAAGGACCCUGUGGGUAUCUAUCUUGCGGUGCGAGCAGGAGGGGUUGAAGCCCUCACCACUAUCUCCUCUGAGUUCUUCUCCGGCGCGCUCUGGCAUUGCGUCUAUCAAAACCAACCGGAGCAUCUUCCAACCUUCGUCAAGGAUGCCAUCCUCAUUUUGGACGAGCGCCGAGGCAAGGUACGAGGGCGCAAGAUCUUAGAAAUCCUCUUCAGCACCCUGAAGUUCAAGCGGAUGCUCAGCAAGGCGGACAUUCUCGCCCUCCUGCAAUGCUUGAAGAGGCACGAUCAACUGCACUUCCUCAGCACGUUCACUCGUACAACGUUGAUACGGGCCCUGAUGCAGUACCCGCCGGACAAGCUGGACAAGGAGCUCCUGGACCUGCUCGUUCCCAUUCUGCUGGACAAGCUGCCUGCCCUCGGCGAUCGCAAGCUCAUUUCGCAGCGCUGGGCAAAGGCGGAUACACUUGAGUCUACCGCUAGCGGUAUCGCGGUUCCCCGGAUUCUUUGGCCGCUCUACAGGGUCGCCGUGCGCCUUGCUUUGCUAGGGGACAUGAAGGCAACCGACCUUGUGGCGGCGCUGGUCGACCGACAACUCAUCGACUCCCAGGCGAUACAAGACACAGAUUUGACGUCGACGGACCUCGUUUACGUCGUGCUCUCUGUCCUGCUUCGUUCGUGCUUGAAAUAUGGGUGGUUCACUCGCGCGACGACGCUUCUCAUGGCCGUGGUAUCUACUGCGAAAAGUAUCUCACCCCCGCUCGCCUUGUUGGUUGAAGACUGGUUGGACCGGGCGCUCAAGCACCCUAGAGCAGAGGACCUACAGAACGCGACCUCGAUGAUUGACAUGCUCCUCAAGCGCGCGGAUGGAUACGUCCUCCCAACCGAUAUCCUGCAUCGGUUCUACAACGCGACGUUCGAUUGUGACAUGCCCGAGCUCGCUGAGACUGUCUACCGCCUGUCACGCAACGCUCAAGACGCUUCAUAUCCCCCGCCGCGCGACGCUGCCCUCGUGCGCUUGAUGGUUUUCCUCGGCACGAAGAGUCGCAACGGUCAGCUCGGGCGCCUGCUCGUACACCAAGUUGUCGACGAGAACAUUCCCCUGGCCCGUCACGUUCGCGCAUCCUUCAUCGCGCAAAGCGCCCUCUUUGGACUGGCCUCGCCAGCUCGCGCGCUUUGGGAGCGCUAUUCGACCGGGCCUGACGCACUGUAUGUCGUAGGCAACGCGUCUACCAUGCUUCGGAUGGUCAGCCUCUUCUCGCAUGUCGCAGACCAGACAAAGGCGGCGGUGCAGCGGAGACGUCCUGUGGCCUCGGACGCACACCGGGAAAACCUAGACGGCAGCGCGUCCUCGGACGAUCAGGAGGCCGUCCCCCCGCCGACCUCAUCGCGGACGCUAUCCCAGGGACUGGAUCUCCCCGCAUCUGAUGCUCCACCUUCCUCAGAGGCUACGACCCCACCCCCGCACCCGCAGUCCGACUCUGGGGAGCCGCCGUCCUCUGACGGUUCUGACGCUUCGGCGGGGGCGAAAGACGGGACGCACGACCGCGCUUUCAAGGGCUUCGACACGCUGUCGUACCCGGAGCUGCUCGCGCGCGAAGCCGACCUCCGAGCAUUCGCCGCGCGUGUCUACGACGCCUUUCGCGAGACAAAGCUGCCGCUCGAGAGCGCGUCGCACUAUGAUCUCACGAGCCUCGCGCGCGGCGCGUCGAUCCUCCAGCGCGACAGCGAGGCGUUGGACAUUUUCGUGCUUCUGAAGGAGCGUGGGAUGAAGUUGGACAUGCACGACGUCAACCUUGCGCUGGGCAUGGUCGCGCGCGCAGACCCCGCCGCGGGCGCGCGGUACAUCCAGAAGAUGAGCGCGUCUGACAUGAAGCCUGACGCGGUGUCGUUUGGAACUGUCAUUCACUGGGCGGCACACAAAGGCAACCCGGCGUUGGUCCGCUCACUCAUCCAGCAGUCGAGGGACGCUGGUAUCGAGGAUCUCACCUUCAAGACGCUAGCCUCGCUCCUGCACGCGGCCGUCUCUGGGCGCGCGUCCGAGGACACCUCACCAGAGGCCCGGUUGAAGUAUGCGGAGGUCAUCGUCGACAUGAUGCUGAAGCGGGGAGUUCCGCCGUCUCCGAGUGUCGGCUGGGAUUGUAUCAUCGCCGCUCUCACCGCUCACAAACCUAUGAAGGCGUUCACGUUCUGGCGGCUGUACGUCAAGGGCAAGGUCGACGCGCGCGACAACACGCAGGAGCGCAUCCGCGACUCCAUCGCUGGCCAGCUUCGGCGGCACGCGCAGGAGGGCUGGGUGAAGCCUGAAGUGGCGACGGUAAUGCUAUACGAGCUGGGCUUCGCGAACGAGGCGUUCCGCCUGGUGCGGCACCGAAGGACCCGACCGAGUGCGGCGGAGCUCGAGGCGGCGGAUGCGGGGGACGCGCGCAAAGGCUAAAGGGCCCGAGGCGGGUGAUCCUCGUGGACGUUCCGAUAGAAGCCGGGUGCAGCGCGCAUCGUCACGGGGCGACGGCCUGCUGGAGCGCACCUCGUAGGGGGCGCACGGCGAAGACGCUGCGGGUCAUGCGGGGACGACCAUCGCCCGCUGCGCGUGGCAGGACGCCUCGGUUCUGGGGCUUGGCCGUCCCGGACGCGCAGAAGGAUUCGGGGCUGAUGGUCGUCGUUCACGUGGGCGAGGAAGCGUCUUCUGACAGGAGAGGCCGCGAUGGGUAUGACGAGGGCAUGCAUUGUAAGGCGGCGAGGCACGAUGCGGCGCGGAGGACGGUGGACGGUGGACGGCGAACGAGUGCGGGGAGGAGCAGAGGCGAUUGGCUGUUACUACGGUAUACACAACGCGACGGGGGUGUCGUAAUAGAGUACUAAUCUAAGGCAAGGGGACAUUUG